GGGCCGUGCCGGGGGAUGCCGAGUGAUGUCGGGAGGAUGCCAGGGACGCUGCAGAGCGCUGGGGCCGUGUCACGGGGCCCAGGGGAUGCCAGGGCCGAGAAGACCGAGGUGUUGAGCGAGGAUCUGCUGCAGGUGGAGAAGCGUCUGGAGCUGGUGAAGCAGGUGUCCCACAGCACCCACAAGAAGCUGACAGCCUGUCUGCAGGGCCAGCAGGGCCUGGACGCCGACAAGCGCUCGAAGAAGCUGCCGCUGACGACGCUGGCGCAGUGUCUGAUGGAGGGCUCGGCCGUGCUGGGGGACGACUCCCUGCUGGGGAAGAUGCUGCGGCUGUGCGGGGAGGCCGAGGACAAGCUGGCGCAGGAGCUCAUCCACUUCGAGCUGCAGCUGGAGCGGGACGUCAUCGAGCCGCUCUUCGUGCUGGCUGAGGUGGAAAUCCCAAAUAUCCAAAAGCAGAGGAAGCACUUGGCGAAGCUCGUGCUGGACAUGGACUCCUCCAGGACGAGGUGGCAGCAGUCGGUGAAGUCCUCGGGCCUGGCCAGCAACCUGCAGCCCUCGGGGGCCAAAGCCGACGCUCUCAGGGAGGAGAUGGAGGAGGCGGCCAACAGGGUGGAGAUCUGCAGGGACCAGCUCUCGGCUGACAUGUACAAUUUUGUGGCCAAAGAAGUCGACUAUGCAAACUAUUUUCAAACGCUGAUCGAGGUGCAGGCCGAGUACCACCGCAAGUCCCUGGCGCUGCUGCAGAACUUCCUGCCACAGAUCAAAGCCCAGCAGGAGGCGUGGAUGGAGAAGCCCUCCUUUGGGAAGCCCCUGGAGGAGCACCUGGCUGUCAGCGGGCGGGAGAUCGCCUUCCCCGUGGAGGCCUGCGUGACCAUGCUGCUGGAGUGUGGCAUGCAGGAGGAGGGAUGGGGGAUGCAGGAGGAGGGUCUGUUCCGAGUGGCUCCCUCGGCCUCCAAGCUGAAGAAGCUCAAGGCUGCCCUGGACUGCUGUGUGGUGGACGUGCAGGAGUACUCAGCUGACCCCCACGCCAUCGCAGGAGCCCUCAAGUCCUACCUGCGGGAGCUGCCCGAGCCCCUGAUGACGUUUGAGCUGUACGAGGAGUGGAUCCAGGCCUCCAACAUCCCGGAGCAGGAGAAACGGCUGCAGGCUCUCUGGAACGCCUGCGAGAAGCUGCCCAAAGCCAACUACAACAACAUCAGGUACGUGAUCAAAUUCCUGGCCAAGCUGACCGAGUACCAGGAUAUGAACAAAAUGACCCCGAGCAACGUGGCCAUCGUGCUGGGACCCAACCUGCUGUGGCCACAGGCCGAGGGGAACAUGACGGAGAUGAUGACGACGCUGUCGCUGCAGAUCGUGGGCAUCAUUGAGCCGCUCAUCCAGCACGCAGACUGGUUCUUCCCGGGAGACAUCGAGUUCAACGUGACGGGGAACUACGGCAGCCCCCUGCACGUGAACCACAACGCCAACUACAGCUCCAUGCCGUCCCCGGACAUGGAGCACGGCGAGCGCCGGCAGCACGAGCAGGCGCGGCGGCCCCUCAGCGUGGCCACCGACAACAUGAUGCUGGAGUUCUGCAAGAAGGACGGGUAGGGACCCUGCCGGGCUUUG
Passer montanus (Eurasian tree sparrow) is the source of this 1605-nucleotide messenger RNA. RefSeq names its product rho GTPase-activating protein 44. Bases 16 to 1587 code for a protein of 523 amino acids. Gene Ontology annotation, cellular component: intracellular anatomical structure; cytoplasm; presynaptic active zone. NCBI's taxonomy places the organism in Eukaryota, Metazoa, Chordata, Aves, Passeriformes, Passeridae. Gene Ontology annotation, molecular function: GTPase activator activity; protein binding. Gene Ontology annotation, biological process: regulation of dendritic spine morphogenesis; modification of dendritic spine; signal transduction. The transcript has 16 exons. The record is from RefSeq and is a predicted model, not a curated record.